AUGGAGGGACGGGGCAGGAUAACGGCAGUCGCGGGCCUGGCAGGGAUCGUGGGCAUCGCAAGCAGCGUGCUGAACAUCAUUUUUGCAACAACCAUCGCCCAUGUGACGGUGGUGCCAGGCCUUCGAGAUCUUCUUUACGUCGCCUUCGUCGUGAGUCUGGUCAAUCUCGCGGUUCUGGUGUAUUUUGGGACGCUGUUUGCGAAAAAGCUCCCAAAUCAGGUCCAGCUUUCGAGACCAAGUCCAUGGGCAGUCUUUUCCGGGGGUGUGAUUUGGGGGACAGUCAGUGUCAUCGUUUCCGGAAUUACGUUGGUAUGGCUCGCUGUUAGACGAAGUGCCCUUCCAACAGAGAUAUUGCACACUUCUCUCGCCACGUUGCUGGGGAUCUGGUUCGCGGUGUGGGCGGCCUUUGCGCUCUUGCACAUGGUCCUAUAUGUUCUUCUCGCUUCCUCGAUAAAGAAGGGACUGAUGGCAACAAGGGCUGGCGGACUCACCUCAGACUAUGGCAUCAGAGUCCCAUCCAUAUCCACCGUGAAGCGGCCGGGCACUCAACAGACGGAACGAUCAUUCGGCUCGCAGGACUUGACUCUGAACUCACCACCACGCACUCCUGUCUCACGGAGAGAGCCCUCGACACGCCGAUCGUCGGCCACCAAGGUGGGAACUGGAUCGUCCAAGGCGAAACGUAUGCGGAGUUCCAGCCGGUCCUCCCUUGACAGUUCACCGUUCCCGGCUGGCGAGGCCAUGUCUAUAGACACUGCCUUUGACAAUUGGGAUACGUCGUCCGUUCAUCACGAGCUGCGCGUCGUCAUUCAUUCGUCUCCGCCAGUCGCCCACGGAGCUCUGGAAACGAUACCGGGCAGUCGACCGGAUUCACCUGCCAACGCCCUGGAUGGCCCAUUUCUGCCCGAGCCACACUCUCCCAUCUCAAGUUCGCCGCCGCACGCCGCAACCUCGGACACUGCGACCGCCUACGGCUGGAGCUCUUCACCGCGGCAGCCGAAAUCAUCCCCUCCGUCAAGCCCGGUCAAUUUCUCACGGCCGACAUCACGACCUUCGUCGUCACAUGUCUGCAAGCCACUACCACGGCCACCUCAAAUUGGCAAGUUUGAGAGUGCCCUGCAGGAAGAACUAAUACACCCGUUGUUCCGGCCAAACAGCCCUCGACCGCCUCCGAUUCCCAUCGCUGGCACCAUGGUCACAGCCUCGCCUAUGGCCAACACCACCAUCACGCCCCGGACACUGGCCAGCCUCCGGGGCAAUUCUCACCUGACGCUCGAAUGCGUGAAUUCUAAGCCACGAAGCACGGACGGAUCCGAGACGGAGAGCGAGGAACACUUUCUGCCCGACAGCCCUACACUCGGCAGUCCAUCCCUUGGCAGCCCCGGCCCAUCGAUUGUGGACGAAGCAGACCUGCCACCCAUUCUCCCUGGAUUUGUGCUAUCUGCAGGAUCACGGACCAGCUUGGUAGGGUAUGGGAAGCGCAAGAGCGUCAAGAAGGAUCGACCCAAGUCCCAGCUGUCGGUGGGCAGCCGAUUGAGCCAGGGCAUGGUGUAA
This is a messenger RNA of Fonsecaea erecta, 1554 nucleotides long. RefSeq lists its product as hypothetical. The coding region runs from base 1 to 1554 and encodes 517 amino acids. The transcript has a single exon. NCBI's taxonomy places the organism in Eukaryota, Fungi, Ascomycota, Eurotiomycetes, Chaetothyriales, Herpotrichiellaceae. The record is from RefSeq and is a predicted model, not a curated record.